Messenger RNA from Rhagoletis pomonella (apple maggot), 954 nucleotides. It is a transcript of the gene Aprt, whose product is annotated as adenine phosphoribosyltransferase. Gene Ontology annotation, biological process: adenine salvage; AMP salvage. Lineage: Eukaryota; Metazoa; Arthropoda; Insecta; Diptera; Tephritidae. Gene Ontology annotation, molecular function: adenine binding; adenine phosphoribosyltransferase activity; AMP binding. Gene Ontology annotation, cellular component: cytoplasm. The record is from RefSeq and is a predicted model, not a curated record.
UUUUUUUGCCCUCAUAUUGACCCUAAAUCUAAUCAGCAUUUUUCAUUGGACACCGGAAAUUUUGAUCAUCGUAAAAUGAGUAAUGAGGAAAAGUUGGAAUACCUGAAAAGCAGAAUUGGUGAUUUCCCUGAUUUUCCAAAGAAAGGCAUUCUUUUCCGCGAUAUUUUCAGCGCAUUGACCGAUCCCCUUGCUUGCAGAUACUUGAAGGAAUUGCUUGUGCAACAAAUUAAACAAAAAUAUUCAGAUGCUGAGAUCAUCGUUGGGUUAGAAUCACGUGGUUUCCUCUUAAACUUGCUGAUAGCAACUGAGUUAGGCUUAAGUUGCGCGCCAGUGCGAAAAAAGGGUAAACUGCCUGGCGAAGUAAUAUCAGUUGAAUACGAAUUGGAGUAUGGCAAGGAUACCUUCGAAAUGCAAACAAACGCGAUUAAAAAGAAUCAGAAGGUGGUAAUCGUUGAUGAUCUACUUGCCACUGGAGGAUCUCUGAAGGCUGCGAUUGAGUUGGUGCGUAAAGCUGGCGGUACUGUUAUCGGAAGCAUUGUAGUGAUAGAGUUGGAAGAUUUAGCUGGACGUGAUAAAAUAGAUUGUGAUGUACUAUCUCUGAUUAAAUACUAAAUUAGAGUUUUUCAAAAUAGUCUGACUGUCAAGGCAUAAGAUACAUGCUCAGGAAAACUUUAACAUAACAUAUUUACGUAUGUAAGUAUGCAAUAUUUGUACUUAUAAAAAAGCGAAAGAGAAAUCAGCAGUACUAACAAAUGUUCCAUAUUGUAUAUUAACUUACUAAUUAGGGUGUUUGUAAAAGACAGAGUUUUAUAGUUUUGUACGUUAGCUAAUGAAAUAUAGAUAAAAUACGUUAUAGUAUACAUUUGUACAAAGUCAAGCAAUUAUUAUUAGCAACUAUACCUAAAUCACAUUAUAAUGAGCAAUAAUAAGCAAUAAAUUAAAUCACCGAGCAAA